Phytomonas sp. Hart1 is the source of this 1980-nucleotide messenger RNA. NCBI's taxonomy places the organism in Eukaryota, Euglenozoa, Kinetoplastea, Trypanosomatida, Trypanosomatidae. The record is from the annotation of a GenBank genome assembly.
AUGAAAAAUAGUCGUCGCCGCGCAUGUUUGCCUCACGAUUUAGUUGAGGAAGUAAAGUCACCCCAAACCUCGACUUCGAUACUUUUCCCAACCAUCCGGAGCCUUCAGCCGAAUAGGUCCUAUAAACCCAUCUAUUCCAGCUUUCACAAACUCUCUGAGGCAAACCAAGAGAAUUUAUCGCACACAAUAACCGGCAAACCUUGCCUCGACGAUUCUGUCAAGAACACGGAGAUGGGCGAUAAAUUGCCCGUUCUCCCCAAAGUACGAAACUUAAUCCUGUCGAACACCAAACUCACGGCCAUUGCAAAUUUAGAGGCCGCGCAGCGGGGUGACAUCGAGGCCGAGGAAACGAAGCGGCGGGAGGGGUGUCUUCAAUCCCGCCUUUGCGAGGCCGGCGGGGCCGCCCCCGACCUCCAUUCCAAAUCCUCCUGGGCCUCCGACUGCGCGCAUAUGCAGGCGAUCCUGGACGGCCAGCGCUAUUCGCACGCCUACUUGAGUCUCUCCGCGUUGAUGGUGGAAAAUAAGGAUCGACGAGGGCGGUUAGUGGUGUUGACUGCCAUGCGUGCGUUUUGUAGUUAUCAGAUGUAUAAUUAUACGGAGUGCGCGGACGAUAGUCAGAUGGGUUUGAAAUUGCUCAUGGACGUUUGCCCCGGCGAGGAGGUGGGGUAUAACCCCGAGGAGGAACCUUUGGUAUCCGUAUGGUUAAAUGCACGAUUUGUGUUCCUCUGGACUCGCUCCCUUCUUCUUUCGGAGGCGUAUAAUGAGGCUGAGAUGGUUUACAAUUUUAUAUUUUCUCAAGCAACAGAUAGUCAAACAGUUUCUGGAUAUAAUAUUUUCAAUCUCACAGAGGAUGAUCUAUCGUUGCUGCGGGCAGAGCAGGACUGCCUACCACAGAUUUGCAGCUUUAGGCAAUAUGUACAUAUCAAGGAAUGGUCGAACGCAUUAGCGGUUAUGAAAUCUAAAGUUCUUCUCGAAUUCAUAGAAGCAACCUCCUUACGAUUUUAUGAGGCAGUUGUAUUAUUUGAAAAUGGUUUGCUCGACGCAGCUCGGGAGGUGUUGUUAGUGUAUUUAGCGCAAAUCCCAUUUCAUGGUCCCCCUUCUUCUCCUUCAGACAAUUUGGAAUAUUGUUGUCAGGAGGAAAAACAGCUACACUAUUAUAUCAAAGAAGCCUAUCUAAAUGCGAACUUAUUCCUUUCAAAAGUAGGUUUGUAUUGUGGGAGAGAAUACAUGAAUAUUGCUGCUGUAUUGAUUCAGCGGUGCUUAGCAGUAAAUCCUAUUUUUACCCCAGCCAUACAUUUUGGCUGCCAUCUGGUAGCACUUGAGGAUUUCAUUUCUAAGGCGGAAUCAGAGAUUGAGGAGGGUCGAUUUCAGAGUGCGGUUAAACUCAUAACGGAUGCACUCGCGAUGGAUAAUAAAAAUAAUCGCAUCAAUGCCUUUUUAUUUAUAAUGCGAGCGGAAGCGUAUCUAAAGCUUUGCCGUCCUUUACAGGCAAUUGAAGACUGCACAAAGAGCAUUAUGCUUGAUGCGACCCACGCAAAGACGUAUUUAGUGCGAUCCAUAGCAUUUCAGCGUACUCAAAAGACAGCCGAGGCGGCGGCGGAUAGAUGUAUGGCGGUCCAACUUAAUUCAUCGUAUCGUGAUUUUCCUGAGGCCACCGAUCCGAAUUUAAGUAAUUCACAAUCCACCUCUACUAAUAAAGGAUUCGGAUCGAACUAUGAAUAUGUCUCAGAUAAAAAACCUGAGAUCGCCAAAGCUACCUUCUAUGAUAUACUGGGAGUGCGGCCAUGCGCCACUUUGGAAGAUAUUCGCCAGGCCUUUAAAUACCUUACAUUACGAUACCAUCCUGACAAAGUGGUGAAUGAACCUGAGGCUUUCCAGCGAUUUGCUGUUGAUCGCUUCAAGGAACUUAACCAAGCCCACAGUGUGCUGAUGGAUCCGGAGAAGCGAUUAGCCUAUGAUUCGACCUUGAGGACUGUGUAA